Messenger RNA from Westerdykella ornata, 2147 nucleotides. RefSeq lists its product as uncharacterized. Gene Ontology annotation, molecular function: zinc ion binding. The coding region runs from base 168 to 1760 and encodes 530 amino acids. NCBI's taxonomy places the organism in Eukaryota, Fungi, Ascomycota, Dothideomycetes, Pleosporales, Sporormiaceae. The transcript has 2 exons. The record is from RefSeq and is a predicted model, not a curated record.
GACGUCCAUGAGCUUGCCUUGUCCCGGGUCAGCCAUGCACCGAUACCUCACAUUCCUCCCCUCCCACAAAUCUAUAUAAACCCCGUCGUCGCUGAACCACCGGCCUUCGUCCUCACCAUACUUUGACGACGAUCCCGCCCUUCACUCCCUUUGGUGUCCCCUUCAGCAUGUCCUCCGCAUCCCAGCCCAUACCUCCUCCAAACGAUCGCCGCGGUUCACGCUCCUCCCGCUCCUCCAGCAAUGCCGGUUUUCCAGAACCCAUGAACAGCUCAGAUAUAGCUGCUUCCGAGUCGUCCGGCUUUGUCGUUGGAGGCCCGCCGGGCAGCCCCUCUCCUUUGGCUCUGCGAGCAUCCACCUCACCCCACCGUCGAAAGAGCCGUGGUGCCAGGAUCCCCCCCGAUUUCCACCUACUCGACUACGUAAACACUCCAGACAGCAACCUCAUCUGCCUCAUCUGUCAUUGCCCCUUCGACCGUCCCGUACGUCUUGCUUGCGAGCACUACUUCUGCCGUAUUUGCCUCGACCAUGCGUGGGAUGCCCAGCCUGAGGGGUGCAAGACAUGUCCGACAUGCCGGCACAAGGUCGAUGCAGAUGAAGAGCCUUUGCCCGUACCUAAGAUACUAGAGAGGAUGCUGGACGAGCUGCUGGUCAGGUGUCCUAACUCCAAACUGGGCUGUCCCUGGGUCGAACAGCGCUCCAACCUGGAGAAUCAUGUUAUGCUAUACUGCGAAUACGCGCUGGUCGAGUGCCCGGCGUCCGACUGUCGUUUACCGGUUUCACAGAAGGACUGCCACAAGGGCUGCUUACAUUACAGUGUAAGCUGUGACAACUGUCACACCUCUCUGCUCAGGAAGGAUCUAGAGGAUCACCAGCGUGCUACUUGCCAGUUCCGCUUCGCUCCGUGUCCGCACUGUUCCGCUGAGCUGCUUCGCUUGGACCUGAACGCUCACAUUAAUGACGUGUGCCCGAAGGCUACUGUGCAAUGCCCGGGCUCCAUUGUGGGCUGCAAGUAUAGUGCGGAGCGAGAGACAGUGGCAGAGCAUGAGACUGCUUGUCCAAUGGCUACAAUGGCGCCUUUCUUCCGCGACCAACAAGCCCGGAUUGAGAGGAACGAAGCUCGUUUCGAGCCGCUGGUACGGAAGGUCGGCAUCUUGGAAGAUGGUCUUUCCAACAUUACGAACAUGCUGUAUCCGGCCAACGCCAACGACUCCUCCUUCCCAGUCACCAAUCCUCUGGAUUCCAACAACCCCGACGCUUUCCCUCCUGCGCCCCUUAUGCCGACACCCGACUUCCGCUUACCACCAGCAUCAUUCCCCCCUGCCCCACACAAUAACGACCAGUCUCACUCCCAGCCUCCUUUUGACUCACAAAUCCACCACCUCCUCACGCUUCACGACUCGCUCCGCGACGAGCUGUCCCGCGUCGCCAGCGCACUCAGCGAACUCGAAGGCCGCACCAGCAUGAUGAUUAUGAACGAGAACCAACGCGUCAAAGAAGAAAUGCUGCAUACCAAUGCCGCCAUCAACGGAAUGCGCGUCCAGUUGCACUGGCUCAUGAGCGCGACGCUGCACCAGCGUACCUCGGCGUCGGCAAGCAGUUCGGCGACAAGGGCCGGUGGUAGUGCAAGUGCGAGCGGGAGUGGCCGGAGUAGUGCAAGUGGUACGCCAACGACUGGUGGUGCGACGAUGCGCGGGCCGGCGGUGGGCAUGCCACCGCUGAGGAGGUUGAGCGAUUCGAUUAGGCAGGAUACGAAGUUGUAAUGAGGUAAUCGCCAUUCGAUAUGACUUAUGAUUAUGGGCUUUCUUUUUCACUGAAAAUGGCUGAAAAAAAGCUGGGUUCCGACAAAGGCUUUAUCGAUUGCCCCUUGCGGCGGCGUUUCAGGAAUAUUUUAUUUCAUGCGGUUCCAUGGAUAUACCCCUUUUGUUCUGGUUUGGGAUGGAUUCGCCGAUCAUGGCUAGGGAAAUGCAAGGACAGCGAGGAAUGGGGAAGCAGUGAGCUUCGAUUCAAAAGUGUUUUCGAAGUUGGGGCGGACACAUAUUUAGGGCGAGUAGAGCAGCUAGCCGGCUUGGAGUGCUAUGGAGGGCUUAGGUGGGGGUUGAAAGGGGAGAUUAGACAGUGAAUAGAUGAAUAAGUGAAAUGGAUUCGGU